Messenger RNA from Dovyalis caffra, 165 nucleotides. Lineage: Eukaryota; Viridiplantae; Streptophyta; Magnoliopsida; Malpighiales; Salicaceae. The record is from the annotation of a GenBank genome assembly.
AUGCAUCGCCUUUGCAGCAAUCCUGAACUUGCAAGCGAAGUUAAGCAAAGUGACAUCAAGCCGAAUCUGAUGCCUCACUUGUUGCUUAUGUGGAGUCUUCAAACUACACUAUCAUUAUCCGAAUUUGUGGAACAGCUAGAAAGUCUCAAAUCUCCAGACUUAUAA